UAGACCUUCAGCAGCAUCAUCCUUUUUUUUUAUUAUUUGACAAUUUAUUAAACAAACAAUGCACUCCAUAAUAUGUAAACUGGCUGUGUUUGUCGUUCUCAGUUCUCUAGCUUUCCAAAUUGGAGCUACAUCAACUGAUCGGAAUCGAUCCAUCAAAGCCCCAGCGCACGAAAGCACCAGCAAACACAAGCAAAACGAGAAACCAACAAAAAUUCGAGCUUUCAGUGACGAUGCGAACAGCAGCAUUCAUUCUAAACCAUCUGAUCCAGUGCAGGUCAAAACAAAAAAUGACAGCCAAAAUGACGAAAAAUCUGAACAAAAUUCUAAUCAGCGUCAAAAGAAUGACCAUGCGAAAAACAUGGAAAUGUAUCAGUGCAUCGGACUUCCAGGUCAUCCAGGAGUACCUGGCAUUCAAGGGAUUCAAGGGGUUCCAGGAGUGCAAGGUGUUCAAGGAUUGAAUGGAAACCCUGGAAUAAAUGGGAGACCAGGGCAGAAAGGAGAACAAGGUCGACGCGGGCACAAAGGAGAAAAAGGCGAUUCAGGCCAAAUGCCGCUAAGUGACCAUUCAAUGAUAAGCGAGAACAAACUUCAGCCAAAAGUUGCAUUUUCGGUGACCACUGAAGAACAUAUAGAUAACAGCAGUGAUUACAGAGUAGUUAAGUUUAACAUUGUUCACACAAACGUAGGAGGACACUACGAUGUUGCCACUGGAAAGUUCACUGCACCAGAAAACGGAACAUAUCUGAUCGGUAUGAAUGGGGUCAGUUUCGACGGGCAGCACGUCUUGCUCCAUCUGAAUCAAAACGGCAAGCGCAUGUUUUCAGCUUUCGACAGUUCUGGUUGCAGUUGCUGCGACAAUCGCGAUCCAACCCUGAGACAACGAGAGGGAGAAUUCAGAUGCUCUGGAUCGGCGUCCAACACUGGCAUUCUGCUGUUGGAAAGGGGGGACAAAGUCUGGGUACAAUUGUCGAAGGGAUACGGACUACACAACGUCCCUUACCACAAUUAUGCAUCAUUCUAUGGAUAUUUUUUGUUUAGUGUGUAACGACAGACAUUUAUGAUUUUUUGUGUUAUGUUUGCAAUGCGAUCAGAUAGAAGCUACGCACGUUUAAACGUUAUAUUGAAAACUAGAUUCAUUAUAAAUUUAUAAAAUCAAGUAAUUUAAAAUAUAAGACUCGAUUAUGAUGUGAGGUUUCAUUUUUAUUAAGAAUAUUUUUAAUGAUGCAUGAAUGAAGUCUAACAUUGAAAAUUCUCUUAAUCAAUAUGAAUGAAAAUGUGCAGAUUGAUGAACGGUAUAAUUAUAAUAAUUCAUUUAGAUGUAAUCAAUAAAAAUAAUAUUAUAAAAUAA
Helobdella robusta is the source of this 1348-nucleotide messenger RNA. RefSeq lists its product as hypothetical. The record is from RefSeq and is a predicted model, not a curated record. Gene Ontology annotation, molecular function: protein binding. The transcript has 3 exons. NCBI's taxonomy places the organism in Eukaryota, Metazoa, Annelida, Clitellata, Rhynchobdellida, Glossiphoniidae. The coding region runs from base 59 to 1045 and encodes 328 amino acids.